CGAUGGCGAUUUUGGUGGAUGGGCCGCGACGGGCUGUGCGUUGCCGGCGAUUCCUAUCGCACGGAAGAUGCAUAGGAGCCCCCCUCUCCCUCUCCCUCUCCCCCUCCCCAGUCCCCAGCCAGGCAACCAAACGCUAGGCCUAGGCGGCGGCGCGGCUAGGCCACCAGUGGGCGGCGGCGAGGGCCCCCGCUCCGCACGAGGCACGACCGCGCCACCCGCUGCGGGCGGCCGGCGGUCCGGCAGGCCGCAGCCCGCAGGCGCGGCUCCGGCGCUCCGCCAGGUGCCAGCGACCAGUGGCGAGCGCCCUGAGCGCAAGGGGCAACCGAGCCCUUAACCAUCCAGGUCUGGACCAUAAAAAGGAGGAAGAGUGGCAGUGCCACUACUGAUUUGAGGUCUUUCUUGGAAAGUUGUCUUGUAAUUUGAUGGCCGAGCAAGGGGGGUCAUGUCUGAAUGCCUGAUGAGGCUAGCAGGCUACUAGCCUCAAAAAAGAACCCGAGCUGCCCAAAACUGUGACUCCCAAAACCCUAGCAACCUCGAUUCCUCCCUACCAUGGCCAUUGCCCCCUACAUACUCCGCCUCUCCCCGCUGCCACCGCUCGACGCGCCGCCCCUCCCCCAGCUCCGGCCUCAUGUCCGCCGCCGCAGGUCCGCCAAAGUAGCUGCUGCCGGCACCAGCUGGGCUCCCACCACCAGUGAAUCCGGCGACGGGGUCGGCGGCUGGUGGGUCCCCGAGCACGAGAAGCCAGUGGAACAGGGGCAGAGAAAGACUGGGUUUGGGAGAGCUGUUGCUGUCGGGCUGGGAGCUUCUGCGGCGAUCGCCUUGGCCGGGCUGGCGUGGCAGUCCCCAUCGUCCAGGAACUGUUUACAGCAACUCAUAGUUGCCCCAUUGCAUUAUGUUCAAGAGAAAUUGUCACCAGAGUCAGCAGAGACACCAAAUGAGGAUACAAGUGACAGAGAACCUGAUGAAGGAGUUUUCAGCACAACACCAGAUGAGAAGGCUGAAGCAGUUAUUGAUGAUUCAGUGCAAAAUAAUACAUCUGUUCGCAGCCACUUUUUAUUUAGAGCUCCUAUAGAUCCUGUACAUGAGGAGGCUUUCUCUAUAUUGAAGAAGCUACAGAUAAUUGAGAAAGAUGUUAGCCCCAGUGAUUUUUGUACUCGGAGGGAAUUUGCAAGAUGGUUUGUUAAGUUGUGCUCAAAGUUUGAGAGGAAAAGGAUGCAAAGAAUUGUUCCUAAUAAAUUAACUUCUGGCUCAAUCCAAAGUGCCUUUGAUGAUGUAAAUGUUGAUGACCCUGAUUUCUUGUAUAUCCAAUCUUUAGGAGAAUCUGGUAUUGUACCGAGUAGGCUAUCAAACUCCUUGGAAACUUCGACAAGUGGUUCUCCUAGUUGUCAGGGAAAUUCUUUAUUCCUGCCUGAGAGUUAUCUCUCUCGUUUUGAUCUUGUCAACUGGAAAGUGCUUGUGGAACAUCCACGUGCAUUGGGAAUAGACCAAAAGAUGCUGAAUCAAAAUGUACGCAUUUUGCAUGUUCGUGAUUGCCCAGAUGUGUCCCCAUCCAUGCUCAUAGAGCUGAUGGCUGGUGAGAACAACAUCAUCAGCAAAGUUUUCGGAAAUACAAGACGCCUUCAACCACUCAAACCUGUAACAAAAGCACAAGUAGCUGCUGCACUGACCAGUGGUAGAAUGGAGGAGGCAAUUCGGGAUGAGUUAAACAGAUUAGAAGCAGAAAACCAAGCCCAUCUUUCUGCCAUAGCUGAAAUAAUGGAAGAAUUAAUUAGCAGAGGAGAUAUACAACAACAAUGGGAGGAGAAGAUGAAAAAGGAGCAACAACGAGCUUUCAAAGUUGACAAGGAUCUUCAACAUGUGUUGCAUGAGCUUGCAAAUGAGAGGACAGGGAGAGAAAGAGAACUAGAAGACUUGUUGAAAGAAAAAGCAGCUUUAGAGUGCCAGAAUCAGGAACUCAUAAAUCUAAGGUCAGAAAUUGAUGGCAUGUAUGAUAGACUGGCAACUGAGAAUGCAAAGGUCAUGGCUGAUCAGCAGAAUUUGGAAAACCUGUUGUCGGAUAUAACCAGCAAGCAUCAAGCUGUCAAUGAAGCUAAAUCACAUCUUGAAGCUGAAAAGGAAGCCCUUACAAUGCUAAGGACUUGGGUGGAGGAGGAAGGAGCAAAAGUUCAUGAACAAGCUGAGACACUCAAGAAAGCUGUACGAAGAUGGCGAGUCCCAGUAGAUUGACCCCUGCAAGCUAACUAGGCAUUGCAUCGUUAAAGACUUCUCAAAAAUUUUGGAGCUCUUUGGUUUCAGCGCAUCUGCUGUCUGAUCUGGAUAAUUCUCAGUGGUGCUGAAUGGUCGACACCUCUUGUUCUCUGAAAUCCUCAUUUUCCAUUGGUGCUUCCUACUGACGUACUGCUGAGAUCGUCAUUUUCCUUUGGUGUUUCCUACUUGCUGCUGUAAUUCGAGUUUCGUGUAGACCUGGUUCUUUUUAUCUUUCCGCAGGCAAAUGUAGAUAUUUUGUUGCCUUGAUGUUGUGGUGCUCAAGUCUCAGUUGGAUCAUGAUUGCACUGUGUGUAUACUUUUGUCUGGAAACAGUCCCACUCUGUUCCGACUUGGCAUUACUUCACA
Panicum hallii is the source of this 2613-nucleotide messenger RNA. RefSeq lists its product as uncharacterized. The transcript is spliced from 12 exons. Bases 550 to 2226 code for a protein of 558 amino acids. Lineage: Eukaryota; Viridiplantae; Streptophyta; Magnoliopsida; Poales; Poaceae. The record is from RefSeq and is a predicted model, not a curated record.